Messenger RNA from Ectocarpus siliculosus, 1054 nucleotides. The record is from the annotation of a GenBank genome assembly. NCBI's taxonomy places the organism in Eukaryota, Phaeophyceae, Ectocarpales, Ectocarpaceae.
AUGGCUGAGGUUGGAGACAAAAGUGGCAGAGCGCCUCUCUCGGGCGAUGUCCGAGAUCUUCUCGAAGGCCUCGACACGGGCGACCUGGUCCUCUUCGACCGGCCUUGCCUGAAGAUGGGAGGCUUUUUCGGGGCGGCGAUUUGCGCGGCGGCAAAGGUGGUCGGCGGGGUUCCUUUCGACCAUAUCGGCGUCGUGGUGAAGGACGAGAAGGGUUUGAAUGUGAUGGUCGAAGCUUCGUUCAGCGGCGUCGCCGUCCGGCCUCUGUGCGAAAGGGUCAGGAGGAGCUCGGCGUCGCAGAUCUGUGUUCGUCGGUUGCAGGCCCAUCGCACGGAGGAGAUGCGGGAAGAGGCCCGGCGUUUCGUGUCCGAGGUGUCGCACCUGCCCUACAAGGAGGGGAGCGAGGGUCUGCUACAGAUGGUGUCCGCGGCGUUCCGCUUCCACCCCGCCAAGGAGCAGAGACGGCGGGUUCACGCCGAGACCGUCGCGCUGUCGGCAUCGAUCGCAAGCUUGGAGAAAGAGCUAGAGCUGACGGCUAAGCCGGAGAUGGACGGCGACGCCGCUGUCCGAGUCGACGCCACGAAGGAGAGACUACGGCAAGCGAUAACGCGCAGGAGAAGGGCGCUGGUCUACCUCGCCGCCUCGGGCGCCGCCCCGGAGCCAUCGGGGAGGCCGGCGGCGGCGACAGCGCCGCCAGAAGAAAACGCGGCAGCAACGACGUCAAUAACGUCAGCGUCAGCAGCGGCACCCUCCAAUGACAGCCUGCCCUUGCGCCAGACACCGAUCGGUCCCUUGGCACCCGCUUCACACACGCCGCUGUCACCGUCGCCGCCGCCGCCGUCAGCAGAGCCGUUCGACGGCGGCCUGUUCUGCUCCGAGCUCGUGGCGGCCCUCUACCAACGGCUCGGCCUCCUCGACGCCGGCUUUCCGGCGAGGCACGACUACGUGCCCGCAGACUUCGCGCAGUCGCUCGGACAUCCCGUCGACUGCCUGGGCGCCGUCGACCUCGACGAGGACAACGGCGGCGGCGGCGGCGGCGGCGGGGCAACGGGGGACG